This is a messenger RNA of Populus euphratica (Euphrates poplar), 390 nucleotides long. RefSeq lists its product as uncharacterized. The coding region runs from base 1 to 390 and encodes 129 amino acids. Lineage: Eukaryota; Viridiplantae; Streptophyta; Magnoliopsida; Malpighiales; Salicaceae. The record is from RefSeq and is a predicted model, not a curated record. The transcript has 3 exons.
AUGGCAUUGGAGCGUUACUUUCUAGCAUGCAAAAAUAUCUCCAUCCUCAAGAUUUACAUGACUCGAACAUCUGGGGAUAGGAAAGAGGGUGUUUUCGAGGGGUGCCUAGGCCUCCAGACAAUUUGCGCCUUCGGCAUUGACAUCUCAGAGGCCGCUACUAGUUGGUGUUGGUUCAGCUUCUCUGUUGGAGGGUAUAACCGAUGGAUCGACAAAAAUGAAGGAUUUGGUUGGGAGGUUGGAGAUCAAAGGCUACUUUAUCGAGCAGCUGAGAAAACGAGAAUAUGUGAGAGAUCAUUUAAUCCACCUCCACUGAUUAGUGGGAAAUCUGGUGAUUGUCAGCGCAAGAAUGUGAAUGAACCAGUUGUUGCAUUUGGGCCCCCAGGUUCAUGA